AUGUCGACGCUGCUACGUCUCGCACUAUUGACAUUGGCCGUGGUGCUGUCGCCCUCGCGUACACAAGCUGCCAACAAAUACCCGAUCAUCCUGGUCAACGGUUUCACCGGGUGGGGGCGUGACGAAAUGCUAGGCUUCCGAUACUGGGGCGGCAUCCAAGGCGAUUUCCAGAAUGAACUAACUGCGCAAGGCUACACUGUCUACACCGCUGCGGUUGGUCCGUUCGCCAGUAACUGGGACCGUGCCUGCGAGCUCUACACGAUCAUCAAAGGCGGUCGAGUAGACUACGGCCAGAAACACUCGGCCACGCACAACCAUCUUCGCUAUGGACGCAACUACACGGGGCUAUAUCCGCAGUGGGGGACAGCCAACGCGGAUGGCUCCGUCAAUAAGCUCUUGGCACACGGCACGACGGGCGCUCCGAUCGAGGAAGACCCGACGUCCCACGAAUUGUUCAAGGGAGGUAAGAAGUGGGUACACUCCAUCACGACCAUUUCGGCACCGAACCAAGGUACCACCUUGGGUGACGGCUUCUCGGUUAUCGGAGACUCGGUCAAGGAUCUAUUAGCUGGUGUACUAAGUGUCGUCGGUAUCCUCGGAGACAGCACCAAAAUGAUUUAUGAUGCCAAGCUGGAUCAAUGGGGAAUUACCCCCAAAAGGUCAGGCGAAUCCGUUCCAACGUACCUCGAGCGCGUGUUCGCAAGCAAGAUCUUCGAUCCAAGCUUCAAAGACGUGUGUCUGUGGAGUUUAUCCACCGGUGGUGCCAAGGAGGAAGCGACGUGGGUCAAGACCCUCAGUGACGUGUACUACUAUAGCUACGUCACAGUCGACACGUUCAACACACGGGACUUGCUAUUACGCAAGAUCUCGCUGCCUAAUCUACUGACUAUGCUGCUCCCAUUGGACCCUCUCGCUGUCUUCAUAGGUGGACGGUAUGCACCCGAUAGGCUCAAGCUUUCGGCUGACUGGCAGCCCAAUGACGGCGUCGUGCCCGCGAUUUCAAUGGGUUCGGAUGGAGUGGGGGCCGCUGUCACGUUCGCUGGGGCGUCUCAACUCGGCAAAUGGAACAAGAUGCCGCAGUUGAACCGCCUUGACCACCUCGCUGUCGUUGGUAUUACACUGCACACACAGGUGCUGGAUCUGUACGAGGGACACGCGGCUUUGUUGUAUGCUCUGCCUACGAGUUCCAGCUCCCGUCGACUGGCUGACGCGCCGGCUGCAGUGGCGAAGCUAGAUACUGCCAUUAUAGAGCUGACCGCUGCAACGACGAGCGUGGAGACCAAGAGCGAUCUGGAGUCACUGUGCCAGAAUCCCAAGAACUCGUACGCCCAGAGUUACUGCACUAAGAUGCUUGAGGCCGCCCCCACGCGCCGUCUACGUGGAUAG
Messenger RNA from Phytophthora infestans T30-4, 1386 nucleotides. Its product is annotated as lipase, putative. The transcript is spliced from 2 exons. Lineage: Eukaryota; Oomycota; Peronosporomycetes; Peronosporales; Peronosporaceae. The record is from RefSeq and is a predicted model, not a curated record. Bases 1 to 1386 code for a protein of 461 amino acids.